AUGUCGAUGGGUUGUGGUGAAAAGAGAAUUUCUUUUCUAAAUUUUAUGUCGCUGAAGGUGAUGAUGGUCGCUGAAAUUUUUCCGGCGAUCAAUAAUACCGUCUUUAACUUGUCACUUGUAGCUCGUUUCAAAUUUAAUUAA
Messenger RNA from Arabidopsis thaliana (thale cress), 141 nucleotides. RefSeq lists its product as uncharacterized. The transcript has a single exon. Lineage: Eukaryota; Viridiplantae; Streptophyta; Magnoliopsida; Brassicales; Brassicaceae. Bases 1 to 141 code for a protein of 46 amino acids. The record is from RefSeq and is marked reviewed.